Molecule: messenger RNA, 2262 nt
Organism: Fomitopsis serialis
Lineage: Eukaryota; Fungi; Basidiomycota; Agaricomycetes; Polyporales; Fomitopsidaceae
Exons: 16
Coding region: 115-2082 (655 amino acids)
Biological process (GO): protein import into peroxisome matrix, docking
Cellular component (GO): peroxisomal membrane; cytosol
Molecular function (GO): protein binding
Source: RefSeq, a predicted model, not a curated record
UACUUUUGAAUUGAGCAACCACGAGAGCUCGACCUCCACACCGGUAUAUAUAACGACCUCAGCUCCCGCCCGCACUGCCUCCGUCGAGGCUGCUUGUUGUCUUCGACCACGACCAUGUCCUUACCACUCCUCGUGAACGGUGCGGACUGCGGUCCCGUCAACCCAUUGCAAAGUCUGUCUAAGACAUUCGAUCGUGAUCGUGGCAUUCAGCAGGACCAUUUCGGUGCAGGUCGGCUGGCUCGUCGAAGAGGUGAGCAUGAUUAUGCAUCGGCUGUCUUCCGAUGCAGCGCGGUUCUUCUCUGCAACCAAACCUCAUCUAGCCUCGCAUCUCCUGCUCCUGCAUUCGAUUUCGCUGCGCUAAUGCGGCAUUGCCCUGGCCCAUUCUCAAGUACCCGUUCUGACACCCAGAGGCAGCUGCCUCUUUCGUCGGUGUCUAAUGCGUCAUGGGCUGUGGACUUUCUGCAGCAGCCUGGCAAGCAGUCACCGGUGUCUCAGCUACCAUCACAGCAGGAGAUCUUUCAUGGCCAGCCACAGCAGUUUUCUCCUAACGGCAUGACUUCCAGUGCAUUUACGCUCAUUCAGCGCAAUGGGUUACGGCAUGCGGGUAUGAUGCCCAUGGCUGCUCCACCUUUCGCAGGACCCAUGAAUGCCCAAGAACCGGUGAAUCAGAUCGACGCUUCUCAUUGGGAGCGCGAAUUUCGAUCCCAGGAAGCUGCCUUGAUCCCCGCGGAGCAGCCACAGCAAGAGACAUCCGCGCCCAGUCGGCCGCAUGACGGAGACGAGCUUGCACGCAUUGCCGGCGAGCUGGUGGACACUGUCAGGGAUGCUGCGAACCCGAAGUUCAAGAACAGUGAGUUCCUGGGUCUCAUGCGACAACUGCGGGAUGGCGAGGUUGUCGUUGACGGCGACAAGAUGGGAAAGGGCCGGGCAGUCGACCCUACCUCGUUCCAUUCAAUGUCUCCGGGCAUGACUCCACUUGGGGAUUUCCAGGAAAGCCCCAUCGAUGCCUACCUCCGGCAGGAAAACGAGGAGUAUAUCAAAUUGCAGCAAGAACACGACGCCGUGCAUCCGCCCGACGUCUCCUAUGACUGGUGGACUCAGAGGGAUUGGGAAUCCUUCGAAGCGACGGUCACCGGCAUCCGGCCGCUUGCGCAUUACCAGUUACAACCGCAUAACCCGUAUGUCCUCGGCGAAGCGUCGAGAACGCGACAUCAUGCGAUGCACUCAAACGCCAGGAACUCCAUUCUCGAGAGCGUUCUCGAGCUAGAGGCUGCCGUACAGCGGGAUCCCACCAAUGCGUUGCGAUGGUACGAGCUUGGCGUGAAACAGCAAGAGAACGAACGCGAGCAGAAAGCCGUACAAGCAUUACGUCGUGCGCUUGAACUUGACCCUUCGCACUUGCCUUCCUGGCUCGCCCUCGCCGUGUCGCAUACGAAUGAGAGCAACCGUCAGGGGACGUACGCCGCCAUUUACGAGUGGGUUGAACGCAACGAGCGCUACAGGGCCACAGUCGAGCAGUUCCGCGCAUUGAACCCGAUAGACGAUGAGAUGUUGCAAACCGAGAAAUUCGCCACCUUGAUCCAGUGCUUGAUUGCCAUGGCGCGGGGCGACCAGAGUGGGGAGAUCGAUGCAGACAUACAAAUUGCCCUGGCGGUCCUGUUGAAUACUAACGAGGAAUACGCCAAGGCGCGGGAUUGCUUCAACACCGCGCUAGCGAUACGGCCCGAUGACUGGCUACUGUACAAUCGCGUGGGAGCGACUCUGGCGAACAGCGGGCAUCCUGAGGAUGCCUUACAAUACUACUACCGCGCGUUGGAGUUGAAUCCCGCGUACAUUCGUGCGAGGUAUGCUUUUCGCACCUUUGCCGAUUUGCCCGCUGACAGCUGCCGGUACGAUGAGGCGUCCCAGCACAUCCUGGAUGCCUUGUCAUUGCAAGACAGCGAUAGCGUGGAUGAGGCGGCUGGCGGUGGCGAUAAGCGGGGCUCUGAAGACCUGCUGUCUCCAAUGCAACGGCUGGACUUGGCCAACUUGUGUGACCGUCAGGACCUGGAAGCGUUCCGCUUGAACUUCCAACUGGCUUAGUGGGAAUUGACAGGGCCUAGUGUACUGUACUUUCGCGCGCGGGAUUGUGUGAUACAAUGGGAAGGAUGUUCCACGUCUGGUAUCUGAACCUGCAUCGGUCUCGCGUCAUCCCGAUGUGAGGUAGCGUUGUCGAUUCACUGGCAGAUGCCGACACUUUUAUGGCCGAGAAAGCACUGCACU